Molecule: messenger RNA, 2348 nt
Organism: Notolabrus celidotus (New Zealand spotty)
Lineage: Eukaryota; Metazoa; Chordata; Actinopteri; Labriformes; Labridae
Product: syntaxin-12-like
Exons: 10
Coding region: 323-1129 (268 amino acids)
Biological process (GO): intracellular protein transport; vesicle fusion; vesicle-mediated transport
Cellular component (GO): postsynaptic recycling endosome; endomembrane system; synaptic vesicle membrane
Molecular function (GO): SNAP receptor activity; SNARE binding
Source: RefSeq, a predicted model, not a curated record
UCAUGUGGCUGAUUAUUCCCACUGAGAGGACCCGGGACCGUUACACACACAGCCGCUACCGAGAGGGACAAAACCACGGACUCAUGUCAAUAAUGAUUUAAAGUAGGAUAUUAAUUUACUGAAAACAACCUCUCUGCGGACCCUGAACGCAGCAUCACGCCGUGUUUUUUUCAGCGUCACAGUGACGUCGGAUUAGCGCCGUGAGCGUGUGACGUCAGCCGGGCUGGGUUUAUUGUGGUGUAGAAAUACUUGAGGAGCAGCAGACAGUGCCGGAGCAGAUUUACUGAGAAGUUGAGUUUGGAGUCUGGUAAAUAAAGUCAGGAUGUCAUACAUGCGAGCAGACAGCGGCUGGUCACAGCCGGGGGACUUUAACAGCCUCAUCCAGACCUGCAGCUCGAACAUCCAGAAGAUCAGCCACAACUCCGGGCAGAUCAAAAACCUGCUCUAUCAGCUGGAGACUCGACAGGAGACCUCAGAGUUGCAGGAGAAGCUGCAGCAGCUCCAGCACUACACCAACCAGCUGGCUAAGGAGACGAACAGACACCUGAAGGAGCUCGGCUCUCUGCCUCCACCACCGUCUCCAUCCGAGCAGAGGCAGCAGAAGCUGAGGAGGGAGCGUCUGAUGAAUGAUUUCUCUGCAGCUCUCAACAACUUCCAGCUGGUUCAGAGGAGAGCCGCCGAGAAGGAGAAGGAGUCUGUGGUCCGAGUUCGAGCUGGAUCCAGAGUCAUGGGAGAUGGAGCGCAGGCCAACGAGCAGCUGGUCACGUUCGAAAAAGAGGUUGAGUGGGGUCAGAGCCAGACUCAGACUGAAGAGCCCCCCAUCACAGACGAGGACCUGGAGAACAUCAAGGAGAGAGAGACCAACAUCAAACAGCUGGAGGCCGACAUCAUGGACGUGAACCAGAUCUUUAAGGACCUGGCUGUAAUGAUCCACGACCAGGGAGAGACCAUCGACAGCAUCGAGGCGAACGUGGAGGGAGCUGAGGCUCACGUGGGCCGAGGAGCUGCCCAGCUGCAGAAGGCCUCCUACUACCAGAGGAAGUCUCGGAAGAGGAUGUGCAUACUGGCCAUGGUGCUGUCGCUGCUGCUCCUCAUCAUCAUCAUCAUCAUCUGGCAGGCCAUCAAAUGAGGACAAGCCCCGCCUGCUGCCAACAACUUUCAACAUGUGUGUUUGUGUGUGUGUGUGUGUGUGUGUGUGUGUGUGUGUGUGUGUGUGUGUGUGUGUGUGUGUGUGUGUGUGCGUGGGCUUGCAGCUGAAUCCUAAUCUCCGUCCUCACAGAGUCUGGUCCUGGUUCUGAUCAGGACUGUUUGACACAAAGGUCCCUUUGACUCUUAGUUCUUGCAGUAAGAAAGUAAAGUAAGAAAGAAACCCCUAAGAGCGUGGUUAAACUCACAUACUGCAGCACCGCUCGCCUGUUGUCUGCACGUCUGAGCCGGUCUGCUGCUCAGGACUCUGAGGGUGGAGUUCAGGAUGAGACCGUUAAAUCUCAUGUUAGAGUAACUUUGAUCACUGCUGUAGGUCUGUGUCUUAUUAAAUGCAAUGUUGCACAAUUUUAUAUGCAGUAAUUCCAAACACAAUGAACCCUGUGUGUUUAUUAAGAAGUGUGUGUGCUCAGAGUUUAAAUAAUACAGCCUGAUAAUGAUCUGCUGAUGUAAUGUCUCAUUCUGUCCACUAGGGGGAGAGCUCAGCAUGGUUAGAGAUUCAUGCAUGCUGUCACAGCACAACCACUAAUCUUACUCACUAACCAUCACUCUGCUCACACUGAUGUGUUUACGAAAAGCAACAAACACUUCGACUUUUUGAUUAUGAUGCAGAUUUAUUACUUUAUCUCUAUCUCAUUGAUUUAGAAAUAAAACUGGUUGAAAAACAGGUUCAUGAGUUGGAAACGGUCUUCAUCUGAAACAUAAGAAAAAUGUGUGAAAUUCACCUUUUUUUACCUCCAUGAUGAAGAAAAUGCAAAACAAAUAUCCAAUUAUUUUGAUAUUACCACUUUGACAAGCUUUCGAUGGAACAGAGAUUUAAAAAAAUGACUUUCCUUAACGUAAAGAGAGACGUUGAAACUGUUAAAUAUUUGUUCUAGAUGUAGACAGAUCUUUAAAGUGAUCUGUAUGAGAUUUAACUUUUUAUUCAUCUGUAUGAGAAACAUUAGAUCCAUCUUUCAUUCUCAGUGUUGUUUAUCCGUCACUGCAGCUCCCUCUGCUGCUGAAAAAUGAAGCCAAUGCUAAAGUGUAAAAAGUUGCAGUUCCUCAAAGGUCCACUAGAGGCUGACUCCUGAAGUGAGUCAGUCCCAAUAGAGCCCCAUGUAAAAAUGUGAAACAGCAGAAAUAAACAUGUUUACAGCCUGGAA